AUGACGCAGGUGGGAACAACCAAGAUGACUCAGGGUGACGCAGGUGGGAACAAGCAGGGUGACAGAGGUGGGAACAAGCAGGAUGACGCAGGUGGGAACAAGCUGGGCGACGCAGGUGGGAACAAUCAGGGUGAUGCAGGUGGGAACAAGCAGGAUGACGCAGGUGGGAACAAGCUGGGCGACGCAGGUGGGAACAAGGAAGAUGACGCAGGUGGGAACAAGGAAGAUGAUGCAGGUGGGAAGGAGCAUGACGCAGGUGGGAACAACCAAGAUGACUCAGGUGGGAACAAGCAGGGUGACGCAGGUGGGAACAAGCAGAAUGACAGAGGUGGGAACAAGCUGGGCGACGCAGGUGGGAACAAUCAGGGUGAUGCAGGUGGGAACAAGCAGGAUGACGCAGGUGGGAACAAGCAGGAUGACGCAGGUGGGAACAAGCUGGGCGACGCAGGUGGGAACAAUCAGGGUGAUGCAGGUGGGAACAAGCAGGAUGACGCAGGUGGGAACAAGCUGGGCGACGCAGGUGGGGACAAGCAAGGCUUGAGAACAAGCAGGAUGACGCAGGAGGGAAAACGCCAGUGGCAAAAAGCCAGUGAUGGAAGUGGGAACAAGGAGCAUGACGCAGCAGGGAACAAGGAAGGUGACGCAGGUGGGAACAAGCAGAAUUAUGCAGGUGGGAACAAGCAGGAUGACGCAGGUGGGGACAAGCAGGAUCACGCAGGUGGGAACAAGCAGGAUGACGGAGGUGGGAACAAGCGGGAUGACGCAAGUGUGAUCAAGCAGGAUGACGCAGGUGGGAACAAGGAAAAUGACGCAGGUGGGAACAAGGAAAAUGACUUAGGUGGGGACAAGCAGGAUGACGCAGGUGGGAACCAGGAGGAUAAUGCAGGUGGGAACAAGCUGGGUGACACAGGUGGGAACAAGCAGGAUGAGGGAGGUGGGAACAAGAAUGAUGACGCAGGUGGGAACAAGCAGGAUUAUGCAGGUGGGAACAAGAACGAUGACGCAGGGGGGAACAAGCAGGAUUAUGCAGGUGGGAACAACAGGAUGACAAAGGUGGGAACAAGCACGAUGACGCAGGUGGGAACAAGCGGGAUGACGCAGGUGGGAACAAGAAUGAUGGCGCAGGUGGGAACAAGGAAGAUGAUGCAGGUGGGAACAAGCAGGAUUAUGCAGGUGGUAACAACAAAUGAUGACGCAGGUGGGAACAAGGAAGAUGACGCAGGUGGGAACCAGGAAGAUGACGCAGGUGGGAACAAGCGGGAUGACGCAGGUGAGAACAAACAGGAUGACAAAGGUGGGAACAAGCAGGAUGACGGAGGUGGGAACAAGCAGGAUUAUGUAGGAGGGAACAAGCCAGUGAUGAAAGUAGGAACAAGAAGGAUGACGCAAGUGGGAACAAGAAUGAUGACGCAGGUGGGAAUAAGCAAAAUUACACAGGUGGGAACAAGCAAGGCUUGGGAACAAGCAGUGUGA
This is a messenger RNA of Cololabis saira (Pacific saury), 1473 nucleotides long. Its product is annotated as S-antigen protein-like. The coding region runs from base 1 to 1473 and encodes 490 amino acids. NCBI's taxonomy places the organism in Eukaryota, Metazoa, Chordata, Actinopteri, Beloniformes, Belonidae. The transcript is spliced from 4 exons. The record is from RefSeq and is a predicted model, not a curated record.